Penicillium diatomitis is the source of this 1284-nucleotide messenger RNA. RefSeq lists its product as uncharacterized. The transcript is spliced from 4 exons. Gene Ontology annotation, cellular component: Golgi membrane; endoplasmic reticulum membrane. Bases 1 to 1284 code for a protein of 427 amino acids. The record is from RefSeq and is a predicted model, not a curated record. Gene Ontology annotation, molecular function: UDP-N-acetylglucosamine transmembrane transporter activity. Gene Ontology annotation, biological process: transmembrane transport. Lineage: Eukaryota; Fungi; Ascomycota; Eurotiomycetes; Eurotiales; Aspergillaceae.
AUGAUCAAUGAUACGGAAGGCGUGAAGCGCAGGCCGGUGGAUUACACGGACUCGAGGUCUGCGCAGCCAUCUGAUGUUGAUGCCGCGGGAUCGAGUCUCCCGAGACCGAAUAAAAGGGGGAAUGAUUGUGAUGUGAUGAAGGCUGUGGCUCAUGCGACGGUGCCAGGUUGGGCGAAUAUGGUGUUGAUGGCUUCGUUGAUCCUGGGAGGAUGUUGUACGAAUGUUUUUGCGCUAGAGGCUAUCAUCAAACAACUGCCAACGGCUGGUCCCCUGAUCACCUUUGCGCAAUUCACACUAUGCGCCUUGUUCACCCUGCCGCAUUUCCUUUCCCUUUCUGCCGGCCCCAAAAACUUGUUCGUAAGCCCUCGGGCGAUUCCACUCCGGUCAUGGAUGAUUUAUACAGCUUACUUUGUCUCGGUGAACAUGUUGAACAACUGGGCCUUUGCGUAUAGGAUCUCCGUCCCACUGCAUAUCAUCCUCCGCUCUGGAGGACCUGUGGCAUCGAUGAUUGUGGGCUAUCUGUACAACGGCAGGAGAUAUUCCCAAGGCCAAAUAUUGGCCGUGGCGCUGCUGACUGCCGGCGUUGCUGCCGCCGCUUUGGCUGACGCGCAGGCCAAGGGUCAGUCUAUCGAUCUUUCGUCGACCACCGGUGCUGGCGACGAAGAGGUUUCACUGAUGACCACCGCGACUGGGUUCACUAUCCUCGCUCUGGCUAUGGUUCUGUCUGCGUUUCAGGGGAUCUACGCCGACAGAUUAUAUGGCAAGUAUGGGCGCGAUCACUGGAAAGAGGCGCUGUUCUACUCACACGCGCUUUCACUGCCUCUCUUCGUGACAAGUUACCCCCAGUUACUCUCUCAAUGGCGAAUCGUGGCAUCAUCUCCGUCCCUCCUAUCCAUCGUUUCGUCCUGGAACGUCACCGAGACGUCCUCGAGCGCGGUCAGCCAAAGCGUCAUCUCGAUCAUCACAGCUGCCCAGCAGCACAAAAGUCUCGCUGCUCUUCUGAACAAGAUCCCUGUUCAGGUUGCGUAUCUGGCCAUGAACGCUCUCACGCAAUACGUUUGCAUUCGUGGCGUCCACCUUUUAAGUGCCAAGUCUUCGUCGCUGACGGUGACGGUCGUUCUCAAUAUACGGAAGCUUGUAUCGUUGCUGCUUUCGAUCUAUUUGUUUGGAAAUGAUCUGGCUUCUGGUGUGCUCGUGGGGGCGGUCCUGGUUACUGUUGGUGGCGGUUUGUAUGGAUUCGAAGGGACGAGGAUGAGAAAGCGUCCUGCGAAGAAGGAUGUAUGA